Molecule: messenger RNA, 1104 nt
Organism: Cylindrotheca closterium
Lineage: Eukaryota; Bacillariophyta; Bacillariophyceae; Bacillariales; Bacillariaceae
Source: the annotation of a GenBank genome assembly
AUGAUUCUAUCCAGAGCCCCCCUUUACAUAUCCCUCUAUGCUUGUUCGAUCGCAGUGACGAAUGCCUUCCUUCCCAAUUCUGCAUCAUCGAUUGGAAGAAUCACCACCAUCACUUCCGGAGAACACAACAAAGAAGUUUCUUCCAGUACUAGUUUAUCAGCAAAUUUCUUGCAGGAUUUCUUGAAAGGGUCUCCAUCGCUACCAUUGACGGGUCGCAAUUGUCAAGCUAGAGAUUUAAUGCAAGAUUUGAUCCAAAACAAAAAGUGUUUUGCUAGCGAAGUGGGUGCCUUGGCCUUUGGAGAAGCCUGCGCCGAUGACGUUGUCUACAAUGACUGUUACGAACCAAGUCCCUUUGUUGGAAAAGCGGCAGUUGUUGGUCACAUGGUUGCCAAGGUGAAUCAGCGCAAACAACAAGGGGACGUUCGCAUUGACAAGAUCAGUGAUGGAAAUAUUGCUUGCGGCUAUGCUUGGACUUGGGUCGCCGGAGAACAAGAGGGUCUUCGAGGCACAACCUUUGUCGAGUUGAAUAGUGAAGGAAAGAUCCAAUUCGUCCAAGAGAUUCCCGAGCCAAUCUACAAACCUGGAGAUUUGACACUAGAACUCCUAAAGGCAGUCACCAAGGGUGCCGAGGAAAAACCAAAGCCAAAAUAUACUAAAAGGUCACCAACUGCUGCCAAUGAAGUGGCAAAGUACUUGUAUUUGGAAGUCCAAGGAGGAGAAGUCGAAGAAAGUUUGAGAUUGUUUUCGGAUACCAUCAUCUACCGUGAUUUCAAUUAUGAUGAAGUACUCAAGGGAACAGUAGAAGUGAAAGGAUUCAUCGAAGACUUUUCCUUUCCUGGUAUUGAAUUCAAGGCGCAAAAGUUUUGUGAUGGAGUCAAUAGUACUUGCUUUACCUGGGAAGUUCGCUUGAAUGGCCAAACGGAUGCCAUUAAAGGAAUUUCAUUUUAUGAAUUGGAUCCAGAAACGAGAAAAGUGUGCUACAUCCGUGACGUUCCAGAGUCGGCCAUCAAGCCUCCGCCAUUGGGUCGAUUGGCACGUACUUUGAAACCAGGAUUGGGUGUCUUGACAGGGGUUCCAGCUGGUUCCCGACCUGGAGGAAUGUGA